This is a messenger RNA of Schistocerca serialis cubense, 486 nucleotides long. RefSeq lists its product as uncharacterized. The transcript has 2 exons. Bases 1 to 486 code for a protein of 161 amino acids. The record is from RefSeq and is a predicted model, not a curated record. Lineage: Eukaryota; Metazoa; Arthropoda; Insecta; Orthoptera; Acrididae.
AUGGGUGGUGGUGGUGGUGAUGGUGAGUGUGCUGGUUAUGGUGCUGGUAGUGGUGCUACAGGUGGGGGUGGUGGUGAUAGUGAGUGUGAUGGUUAUGGGGUUGGUAGUGGUGCUACAGGUGGUGGUGGUGAUGGUGAGUGUGCUGGUUAUGGUGCUGGUAGUGGUGCUACAGGUGGUGGUGGUGAUGGUGAGUGUGCUGGUUAUGGUGCUGGUAGUGGUGCUACAGGUGGUGGUAGUGGUGAUGGUGAGUGUGCUAGUUAUGGGGCUGGUAGUGGUGCUACAGGUGGUGGUGGUGAUGGUGAGUGUGCUGGUUAUAGUGUUGGUAGUGCUGCUACAGGUGGUGGUGGUGAUGGUGAGUGUGAUGCUUAUGGGGCUGGUAGUGGUGCUACAGAUGGUGGUGGUGAUGGUGAGUGUGCUAGUUAUGGGGCUGGUAGUGGUACUACUGGUGAUGACAGUAUGCCUAGUGUGCUGGCUGGGUGGUGCUAG